Molecule: messenger RNA, 1470 nt
Organism: Papaver somniferum (opium poppy)
Lineage: Eukaryota; Viridiplantae; Streptophyta; Magnoliopsida; Ranunculales; Papaveraceae
Product: 2-oxoisovalerate dehydrogenase subunit beta 1, mitochondrial-like
Exons: 13
Coding region: 138-1241 (367 amino acids)
Biological process (GO): branched-chain amino acid catabolic process; response to nutrient
Molecular function (GO): catalytic activity
Source: RefSeq, a predicted model, not a curated record
CUUACCUGUCACUACUGCUACUUAUACAUGUACCAUAAUAAAGAGAGAAACUUGUAAAACUCACCUACUUCUCUUCUUGUGCCAAAUUUUUGAUCAUUUUCUGAAUAUCCAUCUUCCCAUCUACUACUAACUCUCUAAUGGCGAAAUCUGUGAAAGAAUUGGGAAAACAAUGGAUGAUCUCAAGUUUCAGCAAAAGGGGGUUCUCAACAGCUUGUUCGACUUUAAAAUCUUCUUCAUCUUCUAGGUCUACCAUGGAAAAACAGAGUGGAAAAUCUGUGAAUCUUUUUACUGCUAUUAAUCAAGCACUUUAUAUUGCUCUGGAGACUGACCCCAAUGCAUACUUGUUUGGAGAAGAUGUGAGUUUUGGUGGAGUUUUUCGUUGCUCAACAGGAUUAGCUGAUCAAUUUGGUAGUAAAAGGGUUUUUAAUACCCCUCUUUGUGAACAGGGUAUCGUUGGAUUCGGUAUUGGUCUCGCGGCAAUGGGGAAUCGGGCUAUUGCUGAAAUUCAGUUUGCAGAUUAUAUUUUCCCGGCUUUCGAUCAGAUUGUGAAUGAAGCGGCCAAGUUUAGAUACCGAAGUGGGAAUCAGUUCAACUGUGGAGGUUUAACAAUAAGAACACCUUAUGGUGCUGUGGGCCAUGGUGGCCAUUAUCAUUCACAAUCGCCGGAAUCAUUUUUUUGUCAAGUUCCCGGACUCAAGGUUGUCAUUCCGCGAAGUCCAAAGCAAGCGAAAGGUUUAUUAUUGGCUUCAAUACGAGACCCUAAUCCUGUCAUAUUUUUUGAGCCAAAGUGGCUUUACCGUUUGGCAGUAGAAGAAGUUCCUGAAGAUGAUUAUAUGUUUCCCUUAUCUGAGGCUGAGGUUAUUCGUCAUGGCAGCGACAUAACACUUGUAGGAUGGGGAUCUCAGCUUGCAGUUAUGGAGCAAGCGUGUGUGGAUGCUGAAAAGGAGGAAAUAUCUUGUGAACUGAUAGACCUUAAAACUUUGAUUCCAUGGGACAAGGAAACAGUAGAAGCCUCUGUCAGGAAAACUGGAAGGCUACUUGUUAGUCAUGAAGCUCCAGUGACAGGAGGAUUUGGUGCUGAGAUUUCUGCAUCUAUUACGGAACGCUGCUUCUCAAGGCUAGAAGCUCCUGUAGCAAGAACAUGCGGCUUGGACACUCCUUUCCCUCUCGUGUUUGAACCUUUCUUUAUGCCCACCAAGAACAAGAUCUUGGAUGCAAUCAAAGCAACUGUGAAUUACUAAUAUACGAGCAGUUGACACAAUUUUUGUUGUUCAGUAAACCAGUCCGUUUAGACAUGGGUGGAAGCACAUUCUUAUAGUAGUGAUAUGAAAAUUUAAUAAAUCUCCUUUCUCAUCAAAUGCGUUGUUCCAUUUUUUUUUUAAAUGAAUAACCAGCAGGAUUUACACUUUAGACAUAUGAAUAAGAUGGCAAGGCUGCAAAAAAUUUCACACAAAGAAGCAGUAACCACAA